Molecule: messenger RNA, 7794 nt
Organism: Colletotrichum karsti
Lineage: Eukaryota; Fungi; Ascomycota; Sordariomycetes; Glomerellales; Glomerellaceae
Product: beige beach domain-containing protein
Exons: 7
Coding region: 1-7794 (2597 amino acids)
Molecular function (GO): protein binding
Source: RefSeq, a predicted model, not a curated record
AUGGCGACGCUACAAGUUUCGAGGCGCUACCGCUCCUCGACCUCGGCGUCCUCGCACGCUACCUCCAAAGCUACCGAAAUCCUUCGCGGCCUGCUCGACGGCCUGGCAAACGGCACCCGUCAACGACGAUCCAGCGAUGGCUACCCCGAAUUUCCUGUGCUGCUUAAGAGUCUUCGCCAGAUCCGCCAGCAUAUCGCAGCGACCGAACCGCCAAGCCCUCCCCAAGACGACUUUAGACACCUGCAUGGCUUCGCUCACCUCCUCGACGUGCUGCGCUCUUUUUCAGGCUUUUAUAAUCCACAACGGCGGACCGAUGAAGAGAAAGAAGGCCUGUUCAGCCUGUUAGAAGCGAUUCUAGAUGUUCUCGCGGCGGCAUUCCUGGAGCACCCCGGCAACAAACGCUAUUUCCGUCAUAGAGUUGAAGGAGGUGGAUGGGAAGCCCUCGAGCAGACUAUCGCGAGCGUGGGACUUGGUGGGAGCGACUCGGACCUAUGGACAAACUGUCAGAUGUUCGGCAAAUUGCUGGCGUUUGCGUUGGGAGACAAGAGGGUUGACGAUCUAUGCCAAGCCAUCGCGAAUACACCGAAAACGAAGGCAGACCCAGAAAGGGGGCCCGAAGACGAUACGGAACAAUCAGCAGCGACGACAACAACAUCGACGUCCGAAGACACAAAAGACAUUAUCCAGGAAGUACGCGAUAUCGUCCAAAAGAAGGCUGUUUUCCGCAACCCCGAGAUUUUGCGCGCCGUCGUGGGCUUCUGGGAGUCAAUCCCAAGGGCGGAGGGUAUGCCAGCCAACCCCUGUUCGAUGGUCGCUCUCGAGGUCAUGUCGAGUGUGGUCUCGAUCUCCCUCUUCAACCUCGCUGCGCUUCAUGCCACCGGAGUCCUCUCUCGCUUCCUCCGAGUACUGUUCGACCCUGUGCCGAGACUUGAUCAGACCGAGAAGGACAAACUCCUCAUUCUCUGCAAGAAGCUCAUGUACUUGGGUGUCAACCAACCAGCAGAUACCCAAUUUUUGCUUGCAAAUACUUCUCCAGAAGCAUCGGAAUUUUGCCUCGAGAUGGCUUCGAGUUAUACUGGACCUCCCUUCUUUCAAUUCGACCUCUCACUUCAUGGCCAUUCAUCCAUCGAGCUACCGACCCUCGGCCGGUCAUUUCCACCAAACUCAUCCUCUGGCUACACCUUCACAGCAUGGAUUCGAGUCGACAGAUACGACCCUGCAGCUCACACGACUAUUUUUGGCGUCUUUGAUGCCACCCAGACCUGCUUUCUUCUCAUGUAUCUCGAAAGGGAUACCCACAACUUCAUCCUGCAGACCUCUGUAACGUCUAGUAGGCCCAGUGUUAGGUUCAAGGGUAUGGCGUUCAGAGAGAAGCAAUGGUAUCAUAUCGCUGUGGUUCACAGACGCCCAAAGACAAUAACUGCAAGUAAGGCUUCUUUAUACGUCAAUGGCGAGUUUGUUGAGCAGAUCAAGUGCUCAUAUCCUUCUGCACCGCCAUUCACAAAUGGCAGCACUGAAAGUUUUGCUUCUUUUGCUUCCACCAACGCAAAGCCUCAUCCUGUUCAGGCGUUUCUGGGCACGCCAAGAGAUCUCUCAAGCCAGCUUGGCGCGGGGUUGGUGUUCUCCAAAUGGUCCCUUGCAUCCGCGCAUCUCUUUGAGGACGUCCUUAGUGACGAUUUCCUGGCUGUUCAUUAUGGCCUCUCCCCAAAGUAUCAGGGAAAUUUCCAAGAUAGCCUGGGCGGCUUCCAGACUUAUGAGGCUUCCGCCUCGCUCGGCUUGAGAAAUGAGGUCUUCCAUCCUGGCCGAGAUGAGAGUUCUGAUAUCAUCAGAGCCAUUCGAGACAAGGCUGGAAGCUUGCUGCCUGAGAAUAAGAUCUUGCUCAGCAUUGCCCCAGCGGGUGUCUUCCGAGAAGAUGGUGUUUACCAAGAUACUCAGCUUUACCGCUCUCUGCCUCGCAACGCAGCUACGAACUUGAUUCAGAUGACACACAGAAGCGGUUCAGCCAUAGCAGUCAACGCCGCUCUGCCGUGUCUUCUCGAUGCUCUGGCGCGCCCUCAAGGCAUCGCUAUCUUGACAGGAAAUCCGGUAGCCGCUAUGCCCUCUUACUUUGACGAUAACUUCUGGCGCCUUGCUGGUUUUACGCCGUUGGCUCUCAAGAUCGUGGAACGCGCUACUACAGUCGAAGAAACCGUGCGUGCCGUGGAGAUGACCUUCCUCUGCAUCAGAAAGAGCUGGAGAAACAGUGAGGCAAUGGAGCGCGACAACGGCUACGCCAUUCUUGGCAUGCUUCUCCGGGCCAAACUGGGCUAUGUCGUUAAUCUCGGCGCCGACAACGCCAACCUGCGGCUGCCUAUUACCAAUGAGGAGCGAGACCGGCUCAGCUUCCAAAUUCUCAGUCUCAUCCUCGACUUUGUCGGAUACAAGCAUGCUGAACCAUUGGAAUCCUUCAUUGUAAAUCCCCUGGCGUAUCGCAUCUUGCUCAUCGACUUCGAUACUUGGCGACGGUCAGCUCCCAUCACCCAGGAGCUCUACUACAAACAGUUUGUGACAUUCUCUGUCAAGAGCAAGUACCAUCAGUUUAAUAGCAGAAGGCUGAUGCGCAUGAGAAUUGUGAAGCGGCUGCUUGACGCCAUGAAGGCGGAGUCCAUUUCCGAGGAUGUGCUGCCACACUUUAUGAGCGCCCUGGAGCACCUCGUGAAGUGCAACUAUACUGCGGAAGUUCAUCGGGCUCUCGCACUCUUCAUUACCUAUGCUUAUCAUUCGCCCACUGCUUCCCUUGUCAGGACCCCUCGACCUGUCUCAGCAGCCAAUCGAUCCCCCACACGCGGCUUCGCAAGAAGGGCGACUUUCGACUCCAACAGCCCUUCAAACGCCUCCACUUCUCGCUUUCUCACGAAGAAGCAGCUGGGUGCAAAGAUUCUGGGCAUGUACUCUGACCUCUUGUGUGAGAAGGGCAACCGGGCCAAUAUCAGCAAGUUCGCGAGGACAGUAACCAAUAAGUGGUUGCUGUACCUCUUGGCGAGCGACGAUCCCGAGACGGUGGUAAACGGCAGUAAGAUAUUGGCUCGACUUCUAAUCACCCAUGGCUCCGCGUACACGGCCAAAUUCUCGGGUAAGACGGGAGGCUUCACGAUCAUGGCACACCGCCUAAAGCGCUGGUGGUAUAUCCCUUCGUUGUGGCCCAUUUGCUUUUGCAUCUUCUUUGGUUUUGAUGUGGCGGAGGUUGACUUGGAGCGCAACUUUGAAUUCUCCAGCUUGCUUGAGACGUUCGGGAAGUCCCGCAUCGUCUACCCGGAGAGUCUCCAAGUGAUGACAUCGAUGCUGCAGCAUGGACUGAAGGAUGUGAUGAAGCAUCAAGAGGACCCCAACUCACCGCAGAAGCCACAAAAUCUGCAAGCAAGCGGAUUCGAGGGACUGGAGACGCGGCCCAGGGCCAAGUCGAUGGAGACCAGAGGCCUCGACUUGAGAGAAAACGCCCAGCGAGACAGCGAGGUGGUAGCAAAGAAUGCAUCCAUGCUUCGCACUGUCAUCCGAUUCAUGGCCGACCUGCAUUCCAACUCGCAAGAGUUCCGAGACUUCGCUCUCACAUCCGAAUACGUCAGGUACCUGCUGUGGGCGGCGUAUCCCAUUAUCGUCAGUACCGAUGCUGUCACUCCGGAAACGGAGCUCAACUCUCGCGACUCAGCCCUGACAUUUGAGGGUGGCGACGUUAUGAUCCGACCUCUUGCUGGUUCUCACCCCGGCCCAAUCGUUCGGACAACAAGCACGGAUGCUAUUGCCACCUUGGCAGGAAACCCACGAGGCACCCCUUUGCGGAAGGCAUCUGGGUUCGUCCUUCUGACCAGCCAACAAUCUCCUCAGGCCCCCAGCGCCGCGCGAUUUGCACCGGUCAUGUCACCAAAGAAGAUGCUUGCUUCCCAGCAAUCGAGCAGUGCUACUCUUGAUAACCUACUGGACCUUGUCGUGAACGUCUUCAUCGACCAGGUCUUCACCCGAAAAGAGUUCCCGGGCUUCGGCUUGUUCUUGAAGAUUCCGCCCGGCUUCCAAGAACACCAGGCGUACUUCGAGUCGUAUGUCCUUCGGAAUACGCUCCAGCGCCUUGGAUCGCACAUUCAACCAAACCAAAAACCCCUCUGCGAACCAAAGAUCUUGACGAAUCUGGGCAGGCUCGCUGCCCACGUCACAGACUCAAUCUUCGAGGGCUGGUUCAUUAACGGUACAGAGCCCAUGUUGGAGUUUGCGGGCAUGCUACUGGAAUAUCUUCAGCGCCCUGACAUCGCCAGCCUGAAGAGUGUGCGUCUGUGUAGCCAAGCUGUGACGACGAUCCGCCAAUGCUUUCUGAAGCUGCUGCUACUUCGCUUUUCCGAGCUCGAUGACCCGGACUCGCAUGACUCCAGCGCGAAGGAGUUCAUGAGCAGGCUGCUAUAUUGGCAAGGACCCAUAUUAGCAUGUCUCUCCAGCGAAGAAGACUACAUGAAACUCUUUUGGUACCAGCUUUACACCAAACUUGUCGACUCCCGGGUCUCGAUCCGAAUUGCGGCUGUUAACAUCAUGCGCAUAAUGUUGGUCCAGAAGCCGGACGAAGCCAGGAUUCUCUUCCGCCAAUGUGUGCAGCCGGAUCAGCAACACCUUACUAAGGACUUUGCUGUCAAGCUCACUGAAGUUGACGACGACACUUUCAUCGAAUGGGUCGACCAGCAUCGUGCAUCACUCGAUGCCUUCUUCUACGGGGGCAUCUCCAAAGCUUGGGAGGAAUUCGUCGCCGUUGAAAAUCAGAGGACUGUCGACUCGGCUAAGUUCCGUUUGGCAAAACGAAAGGAUCGGUUGAAGUACUGGCAGACGGAGGCGCUUACUAUGGACAACGUUCUUCUUCGACACGACAUGGCGAACGGGGCCUGGAUGAAGAGCAUUUUCAACAGUGAACAUUUCAAGCACCAGCGUCUUACACAAGACCAGCAAGACGACAUGGCCUACCUUGCUGCGGCGUUUCUGAAGAUGGACCUUGACCUUCGCCGACCUGGCGCUGUCUUUGCCGAGCAAGCUCAGUUGAAGUGGAAGCUUGACCGAACGGAAGGACGCAACCGCAUGCGUCUCAGGCUUCUGCCAGACUAUUCCAAGAAGCACACAGACUAUCAGCCAAAGCGAAGGGCAGGGGAGGCGCCGUCGACGCCCGCUUCCCUCAAGGUCAACACGGACAUGGCUCCGGCCCAGAUUUCCCCGUCUCCCAUUAAGGCAGGUACCCCAGCUUCAUCCCAAUUGCAGCUCGGCCUCGACGGCAGCAAAGAGAACGACGAAUCGCCUCCAGAUACCGAGCAGGAGGAAGAGGUUAAUGAGUCGGGCGUCGGAACCGAAGAUGAUUUCGAGCUGGUUGACGAUCCAAAUGACGCCAACGAAGGCGACGACGGGUUCGAGGACAAGAAUCGCAAGGUCAUGAGGCGCCUGGAACAAGGUGAUCAGGUCCAGGCGGUUUACAAUGUCUCUCGUAUCGUCGGUUUGGAGGCUUGCGAGGGCAUCCUGAUCAUUGGAAAGGAGGCGCUUUACAUCAUGGACAACGUCUUCCAAUGUGCCUCGGGAGAAAUUGUCAAUGCCUGGCAGGCUCCUCCAGAGGAGCGAGACCCCUUCUCUGAGAUCAUCACGGAUGCCAAGACAUCAGAGCAGCGCCAGAGCUCCAGUCGAAGCGAGCAAGAAUCACGGAGCUGGAGGUGGUACGAUGUUAUCAGUAUUUCCAAGCGCAGGUUCCUGUUCCGCGAUGUGGCGAUCGAGGUGUUCUUCACAGAUGGCCGCAGUUAUUUGCUGACGUCCAUCAACCCGACGAUCAGAGACGAAGUCUUCGGCAAGCUGAUGAGCAAAGCGCCGCACACGAACGCAGCCAGCUCGCUUCCCAACCCCGAAGACGCUUGGCGACUGGAGGCACUCAAGGUCUCGGAGGAGCAGCCUCAAGGUUUUGGUUCCAAAUUUGGCAGUAUAUUCAACUCAUCGCCAUGGAACCCCGCGAUGAGGAAAUGGCAGAAGGGCGAAAUGUCCAACUUCCACUACCUCAUGCUCGUCAACACAAUGGCUGGUCGAACAUUUAACGACCUCACGCAGUACCCUGUCUUCCCUUGGGUUCUAGCGGACUAUACCAGCGAGGAGUUGAACUUGAGCGAUCCAGCAACCUUCCGCGACCUCUCCAAGCCGAUGGGUGCUCAAACCUCUGGUCGUGUUGGAGGCUUCAGAGAGUCUUACGAGGCUCUGGCCGAGAUUGGCGAGACGCCAUUUCACUAUGGCACCCAUUACUCAUCUGCAAUGAUUGUGUCAUCCUACCUCAUUCGCUUGCCGCCCUUCGUUCAGUCCUACAUCCUCCUCCAAGGAGGCUCCUUCGACCAUGCCGACCGCCUCUUCCAGUCGAUUCCUCACGCCUGGCAAUCGGCUUCGUGCGACAACAAGGCUGACGUCAGGGAGUUGAUUCCGGAGUUCUUCUGCCUGCCAGAGUUCCUGACGAACAUCAAUCAGUACAAUUUUGGUAACCGUGAGAGCACGGGGGCCAAGGUCAAUAACGUUGUCCUUCCUCCAUGGGCCAAGGGCGAUCCCAAGAUCUUUAUCGCCAAGCAUCGGGAAGCGCUUGAGAGCCCCUACGUCAGCCAGCGCCUGCACAAUUGGAUUGAUCUUGUCUUUGGACACAAGCAGAGAGGUGAUGCUGCGGUUGACAAUCUGAACGUCUUCCAUCAUCUCUCGUACCGCGGGGCAACGGACUUGGACAACAUCAGCGAUCCCCAGGAACGGCGGAUCACUGCUGGCGUAAUCCAUAACUUUGGCCAAACGCCUCACCAGGUCUUCACUCGCCCGCACCCCGCUCGCGAAUAUGUCUCUUGCCCAAUUAGACGUCUCGACAGCUCUGUCUACGCCCUCACCAGGCUGUCACACCCCCUACUCGAAUCGCAUGAAAGGGUUGCUUCCCUGAUCUACUCUCCGAAGAUCGACCGCCUCAUCUGCGCGUCGCCAUUCCGGCUGAACUUAGCACCUUACGACAAGUUCCUUGAGUGGGGAUACGCUGAUAAUAGCAUCCGGUUCUUCUUCAGUGACAAUCGGAAGCCGGCUGGGCUUUUUGAAAACUUGCACAUUGGGCAGCUUUCAUCAGCCACAUUUGCUGAUUCCAAGACGCUCAUCACGGCCGGAGAAGACUGCGUCAUUUCUGUCUACGCUGUGCAUACGGCUCCAGGAAAGGUCGUGGAUCUGCUUCCUCGGUCGUCCCUAUUCGGACACCGCACUCCAGUGACCAGCAUAGCUGUGUCGAAAUCCUUCAGUACCUUCGUCUCCGUGUCGACUGAUGGCCAGGCCUUCCUCUGGGACUUGAACCGUUUGGAGUUCAUCCGCAAGCUCCCACUGUCUCGAGCUGUCGAAUGUGCCCGCAUCAACGACGUGUCUGGAGAGAUCAUGCUCGGGUCCGGUCCCAAUGUGGUGCUCUACACCAUCAACGGCACCGUCAUUCUUGACCAGAACGUCUGCACAGAACCGGACGACUACAUCCACGCCUGUGCCUUUUACGAGGGCGCAGGAAACGAGUGGCUCGAGAACUGCCUCGUUUUCACGGGCCACAAGAGAGGCCGCGUCAAUGUCUGGAAGAAGACCGUUGCGAAGAAUGGCAAGUGGGUUCUGGAGCUGCUUCGACGGCUGGACCAUGUGGAUCCGCGCUCCGAAGUGGGCGCCAAUUACGAGGCGGGCAUUACAUGCAUCACACCCAUGCCGCAGUGUGUCUACACCGGGGAUGACGAUGGAAGAGUGUACGAGUGGAACCUAGUUCAACGAGACAGAUAG